GUCCGUCCCCACUGUGGACGUGGAGACCUCUCUGGAUUCACAAUUAAAGGCUACAUAAUGCGUUCCACUAUAGGUGACGAAACCCAGCUCCCAGAAUAACAAGCAAGACAACUUUUAAAGUGACUGCUGUUGACCAGUGUCGUCUGUGCGUUUGUUUGGUGAGCUUAUGGCUGAUUUUUCGAAAGGACGGCACAGAUUCUUUUGAAUUAUUCUCGGGGAGGGCUGACUCUCCCUGGCGGCGAUGUGGAUGACAUAGGAUACAACAUCAACAGGGAGGCUGUGUAUGUUCCUCUGGUCCGUGUGACUCUUCCAAGACGGUGAAACUGAUUGAUACGGGGGAAAAUGCUGAAACUAGUGGCCACAGAUGUCUUUAAUUCCAAAAACCUGGCUGUUCAGGCACAAAAGAAGAUCUUGGGUAAAAUGGUGUCCAAAUCCAUCGCUACCACCUUAAUCGAUGACACCAGCAGCGAAGUGUUGGAUGAGCUCUACCGGGUGACCAAGGAGUACACCCAAAACAAGAAGGAGGCAGAGAAGAUCAUCAAAAACCUCAUCAAAACAGUCAUCAAGCUGGCCAUUCUUUACAGGAAUAAUCAGUUUAACCAAGACGAGCUCGCACUCAUGGAGAAAUUUAAGAAGAAAGUGCACCAACUUGCUAUGACCGCAGUCAGUUUCCAUCAGGUGGAUUUCACCUUUGACCGGAACGUGUUGUCCAGGCUGCUAAAUGAGUGCCGAGACAUGCUGCACCAGAUCAUCCAGCGUCACCUCACUGCCAAGUCACACGGACGGGUUAAUAACGUCUUUGAUCACUUUUCAGAUUGUGAUUUCUUGGCUGCCUUGUAUAAUCCCUUUGGAAAUUUCAAACCCCACUUACAAAAACUGUGUGAUGGUAUCAACAAAAUGUUGGAUGAAGAGAACAUAUGAGCAUGUGGCUGAGAUUGUGACUGCUCGUGAUUUGUUUGAAGAUGGAGCACUGCUGAUGUAUGAAGGAAAAAAAGAAUAAUUCUUUUUUAAAGAUUACCCAUCUUUCAGAAAGACUUUGCCCAAUUCAGUUGUCAGACAUUAAUGAUAAUGUUUUGUGAGGCUUGUUUUAUUCGAAGAAGAGCAUAUUGCCAAAAAUUCUGGUAAAAAGCUUCCUCACGGUUAACAGAUCACAGGAAACUUGUAUAGUUGCAUGAUGCAAAUAUUGAGUUAUAUAAAGAAAAACACGUGUGGCUCCAAACCUUGAGACAUCUUUUUAGGGCAGUUGUUUUGGCGACACAUUGGGUGUUUCUAACGUGUACAGGAUUAUGUGUUUGAAUUCACCUUUACUCCUUACUAUAUAUAUGUUGUACCUUUUCUAAAAAGCCAAGAACUCUCUCUUAACUGUCAUUUCUCCUUUUGAAACAAUCCCAUUUUCAAAGCUACCUUUUGUUAAGGAUUCUUUUGUUAAAGAUUUUGUCAUUGACAUUCAAGAAUUCUGUCUUAAUUAAGAAUUAAGACAUUCAAGAAUUAAGGCAGUCAUAUAGAACCCUCAGAAAAAUAGAAAACUACUUCUCUGAAAUCAAUCUUAUAGAAACCAACUGUAUUUGCCAUUAUGAAUCAUGUCUAAUAUAAGCCUGUGCUUCUGGAACGGAGUCCUCUUUUUCAGUACCAACAGUAAUACUUCUCAAAGCGUGAUCACUUGCCAAAACAUGACAAUGGCAUACCAUUGCCUUGAAAUCCUUGCUGAGGGCUUAACUUUCCUGUUAUCUUGAAAAUGUGCUGAUAGAAUCUCCAUUUUCUCAUAUCCAUUUGAAAUGCAACAGACAAAGAGGAAAUCUAGCUUAUUCUCCAUGUUGGGACAAUAAAAAGUAAGUGAUAUUAAGAAUGAUAAAACCUUUUUUUUUUUUUUUUUAGGGAUGAGCCCAUCAGAAUAACUUAAUUUAGGGGGCUGAGGGGCAAAAGGAAGAAAGGAUAUUGCUACAGGACAUGAGAAUGAAAAUUAAUGCAUUUCAAUGUUUUAUAAGGUUUGAUAGAUAAAUAAAGAUUGUCACUUUUUUAUUUAA
This is a messenger RNA of Camelus dromedarius (Arabian camel), 2024 nucleotides long. It is a transcript of the gene TNFAIP8, whose product is annotated as TNF alpha induced protein 8. Gene Ontology annotation, molecular function: cysteine-type endopeptidase inhibitor activity involved in apoptotic process. The coding region runs from base 343 to 921 and encodes 192 amino acids. Gene Ontology annotation, cellular component: cytoplasm. Gene Ontology annotation, biological process: regulation of apoptotic process. The transcript has 2 exons. The record is from RefSeq and is a predicted model, not a curated record. Lineage: Eukaryota; Metazoa; Chordata; Mammalia; Artiodactyla; Camelidae.